Messenger RNA from Fusarium keratoplasticum, 3027 nucleotides. Its product is annotated as C2H2-type domain-containing protein. Gene Ontology annotation, molecular function: zinc ion binding; DNA-binding transcription factor activity, RNA polymerase II-specific; RNA polymerase II cis-regulatory region sequence-specific DNA binding. The coding region runs from base 1 to 3027 and encodes 1008 amino acids. The record is from RefSeq and is a predicted model, not a curated record. Gene Ontology annotation, cellular component: chromatin. NCBI's taxonomy places the organism in Eukaryota, Fungi, Ascomycota, Sordariomycetes, Hypocreales, Nectriaceae. The transcript has 2 exons. Gene Ontology annotation, biological process: DNA-templated transcription; regulation of transcription by RNA polymerase II.
AUGGCCUCAUCACCCCCGCGUCAUAAACGCCGCAAGGCCUCGUGCAAGGAGUUCCAGUGCAACCACGAAGGCUGCGGGAGGACCUACUCGCGAGCGGAGCAUCUUCAGAGGCAUCAGCUUAACCAUUCACCCAAGGAGAUCUACUACUGCGACUACCCGGGUUGCUCAUUCACCUUUGUCAGGAAGGAUCUCUACGCGCGCCACAAGCUGAGGCAUGAGCGCCAGGUGCAGCAGUAUGGGAAUGGUCGGUUAUCUCAACGGCCGCAGAGGGAGUUUUCAAAGGCGCCGAGGGAACGCGCUGAGAGGUACUCAUUUAGUGAAGAUGGAUCUGCCUGGAGCGACACUCAAGACGAGGCGAGGGAAACGCCAGCAAAUGAAAAGCAGCCUGCCAGGAACAGACACUCACUGGACGCAGGUGGCGUCGAUCCAAGCUCGCAAAAGGCUGGUGUAGGAGGUUCGGCACAGCCGGAGUCGGCUCAGCAGAACGAGGCAGGCGAGGCCGCUGGUUACUUUGGGGACCAACGACAACUUCAGAGCCGCGAAUCUUCACCGGAAAAACAAUCCAUGGGCACAGUUCCGUUUAGGAUGGACCAGAUGCCAGGCGCCGACAUGUCAAUGCCCAUGGCGAGUCCUGGGUUACCAGGCCGGCCUGAGCGCAUGAGGAACCAGUCCUAUGUUAUGGCAAAUGGAAUGCCGACGUCGAGCACCGAGCAACUUAUCGAAGAGCAGCCUUUUGGAUUAUCGCCAUCCAGCACCGACGAAUUUACCUCUUGGCUGUUCAACGGCCAGGGGUUGGCUUCGAAUUACAACUUUGUACCUGGUGGCAACCUCGGGAUGGCGGGAUACUCAAACAACUUUGGUCAACUAUGCCCGGAUUACUCGCAGCCGGGAAUGAUGGGAGGAUCCUAUGUCGAACCCAUGAAUGGCCUCUGGUUCCAGUCAGAGCCUAUGCCUAUGGCCACGCCGAUUGUGGAUAUUUCGCAGAUUGGAAAGACUGGGCUUUCGGAGCAUAAGCGACAGUCUCUGCUUCAGUACAUGAUGCAGAGAUUCAACGAGAUCGGUUCACAGGGUAAUAGAUCGGCCGCAGACAUCAAGAACGAGAUUUUUGGCAGCGACAGCGACGCUGACUCCCAUGUCCUCAGCCAUCUCAAUGUUCAACGAUACAUCAACUCGUACUGGGAAAACUUUCACGACCAGUUGCCUAUCCUGCAUCAUCCAACGUUCAUACCGGAGACGGCCCACGAUUUCCUCUUAUUGGCCGUGCUGAUCAUGGGAGCGUCCAUGCUUGAGAAGAAGGCUGCCUUGCCAGAGAACGCGGACAAAAUUUCAAAGUUCACCACCUUUGUCUCGUGGAAUCUCCGCUGGCAGGUCUUUAUGCACGCCGACUCUCAUCCACCGGCCAAGCUCUGGGUUAUUCAAACACUUCUCAUCCUCGAGGUGUAUGAAAAGAUGAACGCAACCCGGGUUCUUCAUGAACGUGCUCACAUUUACUUCCCCACGACGCUGUCCCUCAUGCGUAGAGGAAGCGCCCUGACCGGCAAGCAGUCCUCCUACACCUCUCGAGUCCAAACUCCCAUGGGCAGUCCAAAGCUUGGCCAGCCUAGGCUAUUCCCUGGGCCUGAUCGAAGAGGAUUUGAUUCCUCACCUGAAAAGUGGUGGGAUCAUUGGAUUGCUCAAGAAGCCACUCGACGAGCAGCCUUUGCUGCGUUUAUCAUCGACGCCACCCACGCCGCCUUGUUUGGGCAUACACCCACUUUGGUGAUCCACGAGAUCAAACUUCCACUCCCCUGCGACAACACUCUUUGGUCUUCCGACUCACCGUCCGAGAUUGGCUGUGUCGAAUCGAGCUUACACGCUAACGGCGUAACACCAAUAACCUUCCUCGAUGGGCUUCAAAAGACUCUCAACGGCCAGAAAGUGCGGACGAGUUCCUUUGGCAGGAUGGCUCUUCUUGCUGCAUUGCUUUCUGUCACAUGGCAGAUGCAUCAGCGAGACCUCGAUCGGGGUACUCUCGGUACUGACACAAUCCCGGGUGUUCAAGAACGAUGGCGGCCAAAGUUGUUGCGAGCAUUUGAUUGGUGGAAAAAGGACUACGACGAUGGUGUUGCUCAUGUUCGGCAUGCGGCCUUUGACUGGCAGAGACUGGGGCUGAGCAGCCGAGGUGGAAGUGAUGAUGGUGAUGCAAUGGAAACUCUGGGGACUGUUCUCUACCACCUGGGCCACAUUACCGUUUACAUCAGCAUGCCGGAGCUGUGUAUCUUUGCCGGUGUUACGCAGAUCCUUGGCCGUACUGUUUCGUCUGUCGACUGGAGGAGGACAGAGGCCAAGAUCAAGGAAUGGGUGGCCUCCCCUGGAGCCAUUGGUGGCGUGUACCAUGCCCUGCAGCUGAUCAGGCUCAUCCUGCUCCAGGAAGAGACCCCCAGGCGAAGCACUAUGGGUGAAUCAGGUGGAAUGUCCUCCGUUUUCACCCCAUCCCCUUAUCCCAAGUACGAUGCUGCACAGGACAACCUGCUCAUUCGUGCCUGGGCUCUAUAUUACGCGUCCCUGGUGCUAUGGGCUUACGGAUACGUGCAGGACGGAAAUAUCGAGCCGUUCCCCGACAACCUGCACUAUCCAUCCAGCACUCUGGCUGUACCGCAGAUGGCCGCGGAGCCAAGCAUGCAGUCAUCGUCGAACCAAGGAACGACGCAAGCUAGUAACCCCAGUGCCGACACGCCUCAAGGAUCUCACUCUGAGCAACCAUCCAUGUCGAUGAGUCCUGACUACGAGGCGCUGAAGCGUGAUCGCCACGAGGACCUGCGGACCUAUCUACAGAUCAUGAUCCCGCCGACGAUUGAUUCGAUCAAGGCCUUCCACCUGCACCAGAACCAAGCCGGUGUGGUCGGCAACCGGAACAAGAUCAUUGGGCUCCUGAGCGUCGUCGACGAUGCCUUGUCCAACACAAAGUGGGAGCUUUUAACCGAGGCGAGACACAGGUUGAAGAUGGCAGCGUCUAUGAUGCAACAGCCUAGAGAACCGAGGAUGUAA